GUGACGUCACGAAAUACGUAACCCGUUCCAUAAACAGACCGCCAAAGUAAGUACAAUUUGUAAACUACCUGGGGUUUGUCUCUACCGGCACCCUGUUUAUCAAGAACUAUCAAAGAAAACCAAUCAGCAAACAUAAACGUCCACUUAGAGAUCCUAUACCACUGUGUGUACAGUAAUGUCCCAUUACAGAACCGACAUGUAUUUGAAUUCGACCUUACAUGCACGAUGGAGCUACAAGCCAUCAUGCUGCCAGUUUGCUUGAUCAUGCUAUCGGUGUGGAUUUGUCCAUUGAACUCCACCUUAGUUCGUGGUAAAGAUGAUACAAUCCAAAAAUCUAAACUGAUAAAUUUAACUGCUACUGCGAGACAUCACGUGCCCUAUCCGGGAUCCCACAUCAAGAUCCCAUUUUGGAAGAGGAGAUUUGUUGGGAUAGGUUUAGUAAGACCACAAAACACCAACCUUUCACCUAAACAAAAAAUCCUGUAUCGUUAUCUUUCUGGACUAUAUCGCAAUAGGAAACGGACAAACCGGAAGUACGGGGCGGAAGCGUGGUGCCAAACACAGGAAUGCAUUGACCAUAUGCUUUCGUUAGAUCCAAGCUAUCCGGAUGCAGUAGGCAGUUUUGGACGUCGAUGAGCCAUUGUUUAGAUCUAUUUUGUUUGAAAUUUCACGAGGACGCCAACACUACCAAAGAAGAAAUGAAAAUUGUGCGGUUUAAUGCAUCGUGGUAUUCUCUGAAUGUAUCCCUUUAAAGGUAAAUUCGGGUUCACUUUUGAAUGGAUUAUAACAUGUAUAACUUUAUCUAUAUUUUUGUCAAUAAGAAAAUAUUGAAUUGAAUCUCAUUGCUUUAUCAUGUACGCGCUUUAUAAUGAGAAUUAACAUUGGACAUUAUUCCAUAAUAAACAACGUGUUCACAGCAA
Messenger RNA from Pecten maximus, 920 nucleotides. RefSeq lists its product as uncharacterized. The record is from RefSeq and is a predicted model, not a curated record. Bases 226 to 636 code for a protein of 136 amino acids. The transcript has 2 exons. NCBI's taxonomy places the organism in Eukaryota, Metazoa, Mollusca, Bivalvia, Pectinida, Pectinidae.